Aureobasidium pullulans EXF-150 is the source of this 1225-nucleotide messenger RNA. RefSeq lists its product as uncharacterized. Lineage: Eukaryota; Fungi; Ascomycota; Dothideomycetes; Dothideales; Saccotheciaceae. The transcript is spliced from 2 exons. Bases 1 to 987 code for a protein of 328 amino acids. The record is from RefSeq and is a predicted model, not a curated record.
AUGACGCCUGCAAUCCAACCUCGCCAUCGCCGUCCCUCGUGGAGGCAAUCACGCAUCUCACAUCGCACAUACCUAGAGACAGACUUCAACCGCAAGCAAGAGCAUGAAAUGCCUGCCGACGCCGACGCUGAUACCUUCUAUUACAACCCUGCUUUCAUUGUGGAAUGGAUGCUGCCGACGAAUCUCAGAGCUCGCUUGCCUGGGUGCCUCAUAACUGAACUUGAUGACUGGCAGGCUGCUGGAGCCGCUGUCUGCACAGCCCUGGCUCGAAUUGACAAGCUGGAUGUCGAGAGUCUUCAUAGAGGCUGGCCGUCUAGACCUAAUCUGCAUCUUUCACGUACCACUUCUGACUGUUCUGCAAUUGGAUCGCCAGAGUCUCCAAUCACCGGUCCCUUCGAGAUGUCGCCUCUCCAGACACCAGCCAUCCUUUCGCCACUCCGGUCAAGUUUCGACAACACUCUAUCGACUAGCCCGGAAGUGGCGUCUUUCACUCCGCGAGAUAGCAUCAUUGGAGAUGAGGUUGGUUGGAUCAGUACAUCAUUUCGUCAGAAGGCUAGUCUCGAACAUGUCAACGCCAUGUUGGCUACCAGAGUUCGCCGCGCCUCUGAGUCUGCGGGCUCACCAUCUCCCAUCAUGAGCCCUAUCUCCCGUCAAGACUCAAACGAAACGAACGAUGGCUCCGGUCAGCAGUUCGAUGAGAGCGCUUGGGAUGUGUUCGUGCGAUCAUACGAGGCUGAGCUCGAGCAUCUACGCUCUGAGACGCUGGUACGCUUUAGACAUAUCGGCAAGUCUGUGGAUAGACUUUGGCUCGAUCUCAGAAGCGAAUGCGUUCAUCUUGUAUCUAAAUCAACAGCCGAAGACUUCGUCACGUGGUGGAAGAAGAUGAGGGACAAGGAACAGGAAUACGAGAACGAAGUCCAGAUGCUUGAACCGCCUCAAAUUGAGGCAGUGAGUCACCAACGCAUCACUCAAGGGCUGACGGUUUGAACAUGGUUCUAACGGUCUCGCAAGGAUCUACGUAUUUGACGUCUGCAGGUGUGCUCUAUUAGUGCGCUCCAUGUACUCAUAUGUUGUCAGCAGAGAUUGAGGCGGAUUGUGGACUGUGGGUUGCGAAGACUCAACAACAAUCAAUGACAGCGGGCUGUUCGUGUGUGGUACUAGAAGAAUCGAAGUGGCUGUGACCAUCCUAAUAACGAAUUACUACCUAUCUUGUCGUCGAUCAUAC